AUGGAGGAUAGAGACAAUGCACCUGCUCCCGAAGAGCUGUUGGAAUUGGUUGAGAAGCAGGACAUGAUGAUGGAUUGUUUAUUGCAGAAGUUGGAAAUGUGUCAAGAUCAGAUCAAAUUACUUCGUGAAGCCGAACUUAAGAGGCAAGAAUCGGAACAAGAGGCGAAUAAACUCGUUGCCGUCGCACAAGAAAAAGUCAACAGCGCACUAGCAGUGGUUGAACAGCUCCAGGCUGAAAAGCAGAAGCUUGAGAAAGAGCUAACGGAGAUAAAUGCAAAACUUGAAGAAGAUAAACCAGUUGCUUCUGUCAUUCAGCUUCGUAAUAGAAUAAAAGAGCUCGAGUUCGAACUGCUCCGUCAACAACGUGUUUGUAGUAGCCUUCAGACGGAUCUGGAUUUCCAAAAAUCUCGAACUGAUCAGAUGCGGGAAGAAAUAAAUGAAUCCAACAAUUCAAACAAGUCUGUAGUUGCAUCGCUUUCAUCCAAGAUAGAAGAUACUGUUGAGGAGAUGGCCAAGCUUCGUGUCAGGUGCCAAUCGCUGCAGGACGAACGAGAACGUAUUGAGGGUGAGCUUGGUGGUGAAUUGAAGGUAGCGAAUCAGCGAUGUUCACAUUUGCAAGCUCAUUGCGACCGUUUGUCGGUCGAAGUCAUUAAUUUGAGGAAAGAAUGCAAGAUAGCUGAGUGCCGGUUAGCAACCCUUGUGGAAGAGAAUGCUGUUCUUCGGGAGAAAAUCAUAAGUGGUUCUUCCGAAGGAUGCGAUGCAGAACAGAUGCAAAAGUUAUUGAAGGACCAAAGUCACUUGAUUGCUGCACUAAGAGAGGAGGGAAAAUUACUGAUGCAACAGCUAUCCUCAGAGAGGAAAGAGAAUAGGGUUAAAUUGAAAGCUCUCAAGAACGAGAAUCAUGAACUCGAGGAUCGUCUUCAGAAACUAGUUAAUAUCUAG
Molecule: messenger RNA, 942 nt
Organism: Necator americanus (New World hookworm)
Lineage: Eukaryota; Metazoa; Nematoda; Chromadorea; Rhabditida; Ancylostomatidae
Exons: 10
Coding region: 1-942 (313 amino acids)
Source: RefSeq, a predicted model, not a curated record